CAAAACGGGUGGUUCUCUCUCCUUUCCGUAUACAAGCGCGCUCGCCCAGCGGUCUCGCUUGCGUGCCGGGCUGUGGGCGGCGAGGGAAGCCGGGCAGGGGCCUGGAGAGGAUGGAGGAGAAGCCCUCCGCCAGCAUCAAGCCCUACUUGGACAAGCUGACGCUGGGGGUCACACGGAUACUGGAGACUUCUCCAGGAGUUGCUGAGGUGACAUUUGUGGAAAAGGAGCCGGCUGAACGCCAUGCAAUCAUGUCAUGGGAGCAAAAAAACUCCUGCACAUUGCCAGAGGAUUUAAAGAACUUCUAUCUGAUGACCGAUGGUUUUCAGAUGACCUGGAGUGUGAAGACUGAUGAUACCCCAAUGCCCCUGGGCUCUAUGGUGAUCAAUAGUAUCUCAAAGCUGUGUCGGCUGGGGGGCUCCUCCAUGUACACUCUGCCUAAUGCACCAACUCUUGCUGACCUGGAAGAUGACACAGAUGAGGAAGGUAAUGGAGACAAACCAGAGAAACCACACUUUGAUUCUCGUAGUCUUAUAUUUGAAUUAGACCCAUGCAAUGGGAAUGGAAAAGUUUGUCUGGUUUACAAGCACGCUAAACCAGUUGUCUCCACAGACACAGAGAUAUGGUUCCUGGACAGAGCUCUAUAUUGGCAUUUCCUCACCAAAACCUUCACAGCGUACUACCGCCUGCUCAUUACCCACCUGGGUCUCCCACAGUGGCAGUACGCCUUCACCAGCUAUGGGGUCAGCCCCCAGGCCAAGCAAUGGUUUAACAUGUAUAAACCCAUAACCAUCAACACAGCUCUCCUCUCUGAAGAAGCUGAUACCUUUGUGAACAAGCUCGACCCCAAUAAGGUAUUUAAAAGCAAGAACAAAACUCCAGUGAUGAAAAAGAAACCACCCUCCCAGCCAGCAGGCUCCCAAAAGAGUCACACAAGCAUGACUUCCUCUAAGACAUCCACACUAGCUGGGAAUUCUUCAAGGAAGUGAGACCCCCAGAUCUGACCCUGGACAGCAUUUUCAAUAAGCUUUGAUGUCCUCUGAUGCAGCAGAUCAGACCAAGUUCCUUGUGCAUGAAUAGAGUUGCCCAUGGAAAACACGUUGCAGCAUUUGCAUGAAAUACAGCCACAGUGUGCUUUGACAUGGGAGGGAUGUCAUUCCUGGAGACUCUGAGAUAAAAAAACUUGGGAUGUUGAUUUUACUCCCUUCUGCUACUUGCAGCAUGUACUUCUCAGAGGGCAUGAAGAAGCCCUUGACGUCGCUGCUCUGUAAGGAAGCUUUUGUUCCUGUGCAGCUACAGCAGUGAAAUGAAAGCAAAUGUAAGUCCCUGUUACUUUAAUAGACCCAAACUGAAAUACAGCGUAUUAAGAUAUUUCUGCCGUCUCCUUUGAAAUAAACCUGUCCUGACCUUGCAUGCUUUGGGAGCAGGCUGGAACCCACUAAACAAAGAAGUGUCUUCUGCUUCAAACAGAAUCAAACUCUGCACUUUCCUGUGCUCCUUCCUACUUCUGCUGUGAGAUUCAUGGUAGAAAGGGACCUGGAGCUUCUAUGUCUCUGCAUUGGCCUGCCUGCUUGCUCUGCAGCCGAAAUGGAUUUUUGGCCUUUGUGCCAUAUCUUUUUGAAUAGUGACAUCCGUGUGAUGUCCUUCCCAAUAUGCCUGAAGUUUGCCAGAAAGUGCAAGAUCUCUUAUUACGUCUGCUUUCUCUUCUUGUGGGAACUGCUGAGCCAGGGUGGGUCAAGUGGUGUUAAGUUUCCUGUAAGCUAAGAGCACCCCUUGGUUUGUCACACAGUAAUUUGCAAAGUUGACCAUUCAAACAGCGUUCCUCACUUUUCAAUUGGGCAGGGUCUGACCAGGGGCAACUGAGAUCCUACAGCCUUAGAAGCUCCUGAUGCUGUUUUCUAUACUGUAAGUUUUCAGGUUAGAACUGCACUUUAACCCAUUCACUGCUGGUUUUCAGUUACAUCUGAUUUUUUCCAUUACUUUUCUAUGCCAUUCUGUCUUAGCACAUUAGAUGUGCUGGAAACACAUGGUAGCAACUAACACAUUUGUGCCUAAGCAGGGACAUCAAAGUCACCAUCUUCAAAUAAACAUUGAUUAUUUAAACUGCA
Molecule: messenger RNA, 2105 nt
Organism: Apus apus (common swift)
Lineage: Eukaryota; Metazoa; Chordata; Aves; Apodiformes; Apodidae
Gene: TPGS2
Product: tubulin polyglutamylase complex subunit 2
Exons: 7
Coding region: 111-986 (291 amino acids)
Biological process (GO): protein polyglutamylation
Source: RefSeq, a predicted model, not a curated record